GCGCGCUCGGUUGUGUGUCGGUGAUCAGCAGUAGCGGUAGUGGGAGGAGAAGGAGAGCGGGACAGAGAGCGCAGCGCCGCCGAGCUUCAGUGUCUCUCCGCGCGGAAAAACCCAGCCCGACCCGGCCCGACCCUCCAGCGCGUCUCUCUCAGCCCCUGCGCGGCGGACAGAUCAGGAUGUCCAGUGAGGUCCAGGCGAGGCCGGACGACAGUCCGAACACCAGCGGGGGAAGUUCAGACGCUGAGCAGAGGGAGGUAGUUCCUCCGGAUCAGCCUGAGGAGCGAGAGCGCGAUCCGGCUCCACCUAAAAAGAAGGAGGCGAAGAUCUCCAGCAAGACCGCUGCUAAACUCUCCACCAGCGCCAAGAGGAUUCAGAAGGAGUUAGCGGAGAUCACGCUGGAUCCACCUCCCAACUGCAGUGCUGGUCCAAAAGGAGAUAACAUCUACGAGUGGAGAUCCACCAUCCUGGGUCCUCCAGGCUCUGUGUACGAGGGAGGAGUCUUCUUCCUCGACAUCGCCUUCACUCCAGACUACCCCUUCAAACCCCCCAAGGUGACGUUCCGUACGAGAAUCUACCACUGCAACAUCAACAGUCAGGGCGUGAUCUGUCUGGACAUCCUGAAGGACAACUGGAGCCCCGCCCUCACCAUCUCCAAGGUCCUGCUGUCCAUCUGCUCCCUGCUGACAGACUGCAACCCUGCCGAUCCUCUGGUGGGAAGCAUCGCCACACAGUACCUGACCAACAGAGCAGAACACGACAGGAUAGCCAAACAGUGGACCAAACGCUACGCCACAUAAACCACCCAACCCUCCUGUACUGCUGUGCCUCCUGCAUCCCUAAAAGAAAGCACACCCGGCCCUGGAUCCAGACGUUCCCAGAUGUUCCCAGAUGAUGUUCCCCCGCCCAUCCCCCUCCCCGUCCCUAAACAAUGAACUGUCCUUUGUUUUUUCUUGUUGACUUGAAGGCUUUUUUAUACAGUAAAUGUAUACUAAGAGCAGAUCAGGAUUGUACUUUUUUCCAGUGCGCUGAAUGUUGGCAUGGUCAUCAAAAGCUUUAUUAUUAUUUGUAAUGUUUUUUUAAUGUGUUUAAUGAUGGAAUAUAAUCUGCUUUAUUAUUGAGAAGAGGGUGAACUGCACUCUAUGGUUUCUCUUCUGGAUCUUCUGGCCUUUCUUCUCCUCUGGGAAGACGACACUCGAGCUGAAGACCAGGCGCUCAUCACUGAAUCUCCUCUUCUUUUUCUCCAUUAAAGUGGAUUUUUUAUUUCUGAUUGGUGUUUUAAGUCCAGAUUUCUCCCCAGAUUUCUCCGUGUUGUUUAUGUGGAACACUACGGCACUGGCCUGUUUAUCUUGAGAAGCCCUGUACCAGUUCAGUAUAUCAGUGGGCCUGCUGCUCGCCACGUGCCGCCAUUGGCUGUUUGUUGUUAAAUGCACAUUGUGAGGGAAAACUCAGUCGAUACUCAACUGUUAAACAACUGAGUGAAUAAAUGAGGUGUUGAGCUGA
Astyanax mexicanus (Mexican tetra) is the source of this 1500-nucleotide messenger RNA. Its product is annotated as ubiquitin-conjugating enzyme E2 E2. Gene Ontology annotation, molecular function: ubiquitin conjugating enzyme activity. NCBI's taxonomy places the organism in Eukaryota, Metazoa, Chordata, Actinopteri, Characiformes, Acestrorhamphidae. The record is from RefSeq and is a predicted model, not a curated record. Gene Ontology annotation, cellular component: nucleus. Gene Ontology annotation, biological process: protein polyubiquitination. Bases 177 to 797 code for a protein of 206 amino acids. The transcript is spliced from 6 exons.